AUGGAUGCACACGUUGAAGGUGCCAUUCCACUGUUUGUCCUGCUCGUGGGUUUGGGGUUUCGUCUCCAUCUCAUCUACGACCAGGCUGACGGACUGGCUGUGAUCCUUUACGCACCACCCAGCAUUAAACUUACAUACACCAUUCUGUACAGUGACAUCAUCCGUCAGCUGCCUCUGACGUCACUGCCACUGCCACAGGACAGUAAGCAGGUGUACGUACAGCUGCUGUGGGACAACAUCAACCUGCACCAAGAACCCGGAGAACCACUUUACCUGCUCUGGAGGACCUUUUUGGAGAAGAGGGGAACUCUGGGGCCAACAGACCACCAGGAGAUCCGCACUCUCCUCAACACCAUUGUUCGCAACAUCCAGACCAACGACGUCUAUGGGCCGAUCAACCUGCUGAUCCGAGAGAUCAAACGGCGCCCAGAAGGGGUCAAACAACAGAGGAGCGUCUAUAGAGAAAUACUGUUUCUGUCACUGGUGGCUUUGGGACGGGAGAACAUCGACGUAGAGGCCUUCGACAGAGAGUACCACAACGCAUACAACCAGCUGAGUGCGGAGCAGCUCAAGUCUCUGCACUGCAUCGAUCGCCCGCCUACUCCCAGCGUCCAGUGGUGCCUUAAAUGUUUUGGAGCACCUUUCAUCUGAACUGAUCCUCUCAGCAGCAGAGACACAAACUCUUACUGUUCCUGCUUCAACUUUGGGGAACAGGGAGACUUUCGGACAUCUCCAGCUGGACGAACAUGACUUGAAGCUGCAAUGGAUGGACACGGUGAAGAUGCCACUCCGCUCUAUGUCCUGCGUGUGUGUUCCUGGUUUCAUUUCCAUCUCAUCUACCACCAGACUGACGGACUGGCUGUGAUGCUUUAUGGUGACAGAGAGAAGCUUGCUGCGAUGUUCCUGCAGAGGAUGGUGAUGGAGUUCUUCAGGAACUGGAUUCACAGGCCUGAGUGACCAAGACCAUCAGUGACCUGUGUUUGCGCAGCCUCUGCGGGACUUUCAACACAGUCCUCUGGUGACGCCUGAAGAGCAGCUUGAAUCUACAAAAUGAACUGCUUGUUUAAUAAAUAAAUUUUGGUCAAUAAACCAUUUGGAUUUACAC
Molecule: messenger RNA, 1105 nt
Organism: Oreochromis aureus
Lineage: Eukaryota; Metazoa; Chordata; Actinopteri; Cichliformes; Cichlidae
Product: DENN domain-containing protein 4C-like
Exons: 7
Coding region: 1-651 (216 amino acids)
Biological process (GO): regulation of Rab protein signal transduction
Cellular component (GO): cytoplasmic vesicle
Source: RefSeq, a predicted model, not a curated record